Messenger RNA from Phyllopteryx taeniolatus (common seadragon), 4254 nucleotides. It is a transcript of the gene ggt5b, whose product is annotated as gamma-glutamyltransferase 5b. Gene Ontology annotation, cellular component: plasma membrane. The record is from RefSeq and is a predicted model, not a curated record. NCBI's taxonomy places the organism in Eukaryota, Metazoa, Chordata, Actinopteri, Syngnathiformes, Syngnathidae. Gene Ontology annotation, molecular function: glutathione gamma-glutamate hydrolase; leukotriene-C(4) hydrolase activity. The transcript is spliced from 12 exons. Gene Ontology annotation, biological process: leukotriene D4 biosynthetic process; inflammatory response; glutathione catabolic process. Bases 151 to 1827 code for a protein of 558 amino acids.
UUUCUUGACGGUCCCUGAGUGGGGGAGCCAGGGAGUGCAUGUGGCGCGCGUUCCCGUGACAACGCUGCGUGGAACUUCAGUCGGCGUGCAGCAUCCAGGUCGUCAGCGAUGGUGGCUUAGUGGCGUGACCUUGACUUGCCCUUGUCUGAGAUGGACAGACACAAGUGGUGCUGCUGCCUGGUGUGCGCGUUGCUGGGCACCGUCGGUCUGCUGUGCGUCUGCGUGGCCACUCUGCUGCCCACGGCGUGUUCCGGCAGCGGCGGUGGCUUCCGGCACGCCGCCGUCGCCGCAGACUCGCAGCUUUGCUCGCAGGUUGGCAGGAGCUUGCUGCAGCAGGGCGGCUCGGCAGUAGACGGCGCCAUCGCGGCCCUCCUGUGCACCGCAGUGGUCUACCCUCAGAGCAUGGGACUCGGCGGCGGUUCCGUAGUAACUGUUCGAAAUAGAACAGGUAAGGUGACGGUCUACAACUUCAGAGAGACGGUCCCUCAGAAAUUUAAAAGCAACCUGUUAGAUGAUUGUCCCGACUCGUUCAAAUAUAUGCCAGGUAGUCAGUGGAUCGGCGUUCCCGGAGAGCUGCGGGGCUACGAGGCCCUUCACAAGCGGUACGGCAGGCUGCCGUGGUCCAAGCUCUUCGAGGAGCCCAUAAGACUGGCCAGGGAGGGCAUCCCGGUGCCUCCUCAUCUGGGGAAGAUUCUUAGCAUGCCCACUGUGAAAAGCAGAGUAGAAGAUUCUUCCCUCUGUGAGGUUUUUUGCAACAACAACAAGAGUACGCUGGGGACAGGAGACAUCAUGAAGUUUCCUCAACUCGCUGAGAGCAUGCAGCUCAUUGCCAACAAAGGAGCCGACGCCUUCUACAUUGGCCAGAUGGCUUGGGAUUUAAUUCGUGACGUCAAAGCCGCAGGUGGAACAUUAGAAAUGGAGGAUCUCAGGUCCUACCGGGUCAGGGUGGCAGACGCGUGGACAGUUCCUCUCGGGGACAACCUGAUGCACAUCCCUCCACCGCCUGCUGGGGGCGUCCUGCUUGCUUUUAUCCUCAAGAUCAUGCAAGGGUUCUCCUUGACACCACAUUCCCUGGAUGGGGACCGGAAAACUCUGUUCUACCAUCAUUAUAUAGAGGCGGUCAAAUUUGCCAAUGGCCAGCGAAGGAGCAUUCGUGAUCCUUUCUUCAACAGCGAGACGGCUGCAGACCAUCUGAUGGAUCACGCCUUCAUCGAUCACAUCAGGAGAAUGAUUUCUUCCAACGGCACCCACCCGCCCUCCUACUACUCCAACUUCAGGCCGCCGCCAGAUGACACGGGGACGUCGCACGUGUCCGUGCUGGAUGAAGACGGACUGGCCGUCUCUGCCACCAGCACCAUAAACCAUUUAUUCGGAGGAAGCGUUUACUCCCCACGGACAGGCAUUAUCCUUAAUAAUGAGCUGGCUGACUUCUGUGGAAGAGCAGACACGCUGAAGCCCGGUGAGCAGCCUCCCUCCUCAAUGACACCGGCUAUACUCGAGUCCAAGUCUGGAGGACUUCUUGUGAUUGGUGGAGCAGGGGGAAGCAUGAUCACCACUGCAGUGGCCUUGUCUGUGAUAAAUCACCUUUGGCUGGGCAUGAGUCUGAAGGAGGCCAUAGAUGCUCCCAUCGUGUUUGUCGACUCCAAGAACAAUGUGAAUUUUCCACCCGAGUUUGACCAGUCUGUAAUCGACGGUCUCAGAGCUCUCGGACACCAGGUUGGACAAAUGCAAUAUUUUUUCAACAUAGUAAACGCUGUGGAGAAGGAGGAGAUAUGCAUUGUGGCUGAAUCGGAUGCAAGGAAGAAGGGGAUGGCAGACGGAUAUUGACAUGAACACGUCGCAAUUUCCCCUUAAGGCUCUCUUUUAAUAUUAACAAAAAUAAGGUGAGCUUUCUGGUAGCUUCUUAACAAAAUCACUGAUGAGUUUUGAGACAUAAAUACCAUGUGCUCUGUCUACUAUAUGACCUUUUCAACAUGUUCUAUUAUUAUUUGAGUUUUUUUUUGUUAUUAGUCUUUUUUUCAUUAUUAUCAUGUUUUUUAAUUUACUGGCAGUGGGGGUGGGGGUGUGGGGGGCAUUCAAUUUCAUUCCGGACAUCGUUAAGUUACAAAAAUGGUUUAUUCCUUACAAAUGGAAAAUUAUGAUUAUAUGUUAAAUAGCUGUUGUAUUAUUUUGACAUUUAUUUCUGUCAGCCUUUUUACUGGUGCAAGAAAAUCAUAUAGAGUUAAAGAGAAAAGUGAUAUAAAUUCAUAACAAUGAGAUAGGUGUAAAAAGUUUUAACGCUCUCAGGAUAUGUUUCUUUUAAUUUCAGUUUGGCUUCAUUGAUUAGUUGUUUUUUUGCCCCAUUUAUUAAAAAAUGGGUUCGAAAAAUUGGCUUAAAAAUCUCAAUUCUUCAAAUGUUCAACCUCAGAAAACUAUCGUAGUACAAUUAAAGGACUUUUUAAAUUUUGAUUUUUCCACAUUAAAAAAACUUGCAAUAUUUUACAUUUAUAGAUAGUACACACACACACACACAUAUACACAGACCCUUUCCAAAAAAAAAUUAAUAUCAUGGAAAAGUUGAUUUAUUUCCAUAAUUCCAUUCAAAAUGUUAAACCUUCAUAGAUUGAGGGCCCACAAUUUAAACAAUUUCAAGUAUUUAUUUAUUUUUAUGAUAUUUUACAUACUUUGGGCUUCCAGCUCAUAAAACCCACAAAAUCAGGAAUUAAAAAAAUUAGAACACUUUGAAGAAAUCAGCCCAAAUUUUGCAGGCCGUAAAUGUUUUAAACUGUGUGUCACACACUAAUCAUCUACUGAACUCACAGCACCUGCACAGGUUUCCCCAGGUGUCAUUAAAUUGCUUCAGUUUGGUUCAAUUGUCUCUGUUGGGUUCAAUAUGGGGAAAACUGCAGACUUGACAACUGGCCAGAAGACCAUCAUUGAUACCCUCCUUAGGAUGGGUAAGCCACAAACGUUCAUAGCUAAGGAGGCUGGUGGUUCACAGAGUGCUGUGUCCAAGCAUGUCAAUGGAAGGACAAAAUGUGGCAGGAGAUGAUGCACCAGCAAAAGCGAUGACUGUGGGCUUCACCGGAUUCUCAAACAGAGAAGAUUCAAGAAUAUAGCAGAGAUCCAGAAAGAGUGGAAUGAGGCGGGCGUCACAGCUUCAAAAACCACCACAUGCAGACGCAUCCGGGAGAUGGGCUACAACUGUCGGGUGAAGCCACUUCUGAGCCUCAGCCAACGUAGGAAGCGUCUCAACUGGGCCAAGGAGAAGGACUGGACUGAUAGCCAGUGGUCCGGGGUCCUCUUUUCCAAUGAAAGUAAAGUGUGCCUUUCAUUCGGGAAUCAAGGUCCAAGGGUUCGGAGGAAGACGGGUGAAGAAGAGAACCCAAGCUGCUUGAGGUCCAGUGUGAAAUAUCCACAGUCCGUCAUGAUUUGGGGUGCAAUGUCCAGUGCAGGUGUUGGUAAACUCUGCUUUCUUAAAUCCAAAGUCACCACAAGAGUCUACCAGAAUGUUUUAGAGGACUUGAUGAUUCCUUCUGCUGAGGAUCUGUUUGGAGAUGCAGAUUCCAUCUUCCAGAAGGACCUGGGCCCUGCCCAUACCGCCAGAAGCACCAAAACCUGGUUUGGUGAGCCAUGCCAUCACAGUGCUUGACUGGCCAGCCAACUCGCCAGAUCUAAACUCCAUUGAGAAUCUAUGGGGUAUUAUCAAGAGGAAAAUGAGGGGCACCAGAACCAAAAACAAACAACUGAGCGUCAAGGAAAUCUGGAAUUCCUGAUUUCCUGGGCUUUAUGAGCUGGAAGCCCAAAUUAUGUAAACAUAAAUAAAUACUUCAAAUUGUGGGCCCUGAAUCUAUAAUCUAUGAAAGUAACUUUGAAUGGAAUUAUGGAAAUAAAAUAAACUUUGCCAUGAUAUUCAAUUUUUUUCGAAAGGGUCUGCGCAUGUGUACUAGUACACCUUUUCUUCAUUGUUUUGAAUUAUAACCUUUUAUUGUCGUUAUUCUUAUGUAGCAGAGAAAUUAUGUGAGCUGGGCCCAUUGGAACUGAAGUUUACCAACUAUUCCUUGUUACACUUUAUGAAAACAACCGUUAAAAUAAGGUUUAAUUUCUAAUAAACUGGAAUGUACAUCGUGUGUGUUAUCACAGCCAUCAAAGCAUUAUGUUGAUCAAACUGCUGCAUUCUGCUUUGUACUGCUUUCUCACUGUGGUACAUGUCAUACAAGCACAUUUUACUGUCAUCAAAUAAACAAGUGCCCUAAAAAAAUGGCUGAAAAUUGA